CAACGCUUCGGGGCCCGCCAACGCCUCGGACCCCGCCUGGGACUUUGCCUCUGCUCUCUUCUUUGCCAGCACACUGGUCACCACCGUGGGUAGGAAAACACCCAGUUCUCCAGGACGAGGGCUGUACUCAUACCUGCCAGGGAGCAUCUGGGACAUUGUUCCUCUGCCUCACCCCUUGGAGACAUGGCCCUUCCAGGCCCCUCUGGGCCUAGACUGCACUCAGAAACCUCCAGCGAGGACCUGGGACCCUGGGCCUGAGACCCUCACCCUCUCUGGACUCGGACCUCAGCCACCCAAGACUCUGGUCUCAGAAUGCCACCCCCUCAAACAAUGUCUCCUGACUGACCAGAUAGGUCUUUCCUGGAAGCCUUUCGGGAAGCCCUAUCCCAACCUCCUCCUGACUCUGGUGCCCAGAGAGAACCCUGAAUCUCCAGACCCCCUCAGGGUGCCAUCACUAAACACCUUACUGCCAGUAGAGAUCCCUCAGCCAGGACCUGGAGCCUCCCUCUGAGAGGGCUCCUCCUCUGGAUCAUGACCAUUACCCUGAAAGGGGCCCUGCCUGCAGUAGCAGGUGGCCUUUGCCUCUCUCAUACUCAUACUCCCCAGCAGGCUAUGGGUACACAACACCGCUGACUGAUGCGGGCAAGGCCUUUUCCAUUGUCUUUGCGCUCCUGGGCGUGCCGGCCACCAUGUUGCUGCUGACUGCCUCCGCCCAGCGCCUGUCACUGCUGCUGAGCCAUGCACCCUUGUCCUGGCUGAGCAUACGCUGGGGCUGGGACUCCCGGCGGUUGGCCCGCUGGCACCUGGUGGUUCUGCUGGGGAUCAUGGUGACCACCUGCUUCCUGGUGCCCGCCGCAAUCUUUGCCCACCUUGAGGAGGCCUGGAGCUUCUUGGAUGCCUUCUACUUCUGCUUCAUCUCUUUGUCCACCAUUGGCCUGGGUGACUAUGUGCCCGGUGAAGCCCCCGGCCAGCCCUACCGGGCCCUCUACAAGGUGCUGGUCACAGCCUACCUCUUCCUGGGUCUGAUCGCCAUGGUUUUGGUGCUGCAGACUGUCCGGCAUGUGUCUGACCUUCAUGGCCUCACAGAGCUCAUCCUGCUGCCCAGUCCACGCCCUGCCGGCUUCCAUGAGGAUGAGGAUGAUCGGGUGGACAUUCUGGGUCCCCAGUCAGAACCACACCAGCAACUCACCACCAGCUCCCACACCAACUACGCCUCCAUCCCCAGGUAGCUGGGGCAGGCACCUUGAGACUGGAUGGACCUAGCCUGCGGCUGAGGGACCAUGUGACUGGAACGGACAUACUAGACCCUCGUGGGCACAUGCCAGGGCUCAUGAGAGCACUGUCACCAGCUGUCCAUCCUUUGUCGUACCUGUCCUGGGCUCCCCAAGCGCCUGCAUUGCUUUGUUCUCCUGGCUCCUUCCCUCAUCUCCCCCACAUUUAGUGCUUCUUUGGCUUUCUCACCGUCUCUGUCUUUCCCUCUCAACAUCUCUUUUUUUCUUACUCUUUUAUUCCAUCUACUUCUCUCAGCAACUCACCAUCUACAGUUCUACCAGGCUCUGGGCUCAGGUAUCAUUUCAGGCACUAGAUCAGUCACUACACCUUGGGCAAGUGACAGCCCUUUCUGAGCCCUCAUUUUCUUAUCUGUCCAGUGGAAAGAACACAGGGUGGGGCAAAAGUAGGUUUACAGUUGUUCAUAUGGAAAAUAAUACAAUAAUUAAUAAAUAAUACAAGAAUAAACUGUUUCGUGUACUCACAACUGUAAACCUACUUUUGCCCCACCCUGUAUAUUAAUUCAUCCCAAACUCUUCUAUGUUGGGCAUUGUUAGUGAUGUAGCUGGGCCCUGUUCUCCUGGUGCUCAUAGUCUAGUAACUUAGACAGACGUCUCCACACAAUGAGCCCAAAACUGGCAGGACUUUAAUAGCAGAGGCAGAGUGGUCAGCGGUGUGAUGGAGAAAACAUGGAAUGCACCCAAUAUAACUUGGAAGGUCAGGGAGGACUUCCUGGAGGAAGGGGCAACUGAACUCACUCCUGCAAUAUGAGUAGUAGUCAAGGGAAGAAGGUGUAACUGAUUUUCCUCAGGUGUCUCCAGGGAGCAAGACCCAUGCAGAGAGCCCUGGGGUAGGCCUGGGUCCUAGAGUCUUCCUCAGCAGGAAACAGGAUCCCAGUCUGGAUCCGAAUGGCACAGAAGGCACUGUUCUUAGCCACAGCACUACUGUAACAGCUGUUCCCAUUUGUGGAGCACUAAAUGCAUAUUCUGUGAGCUUUGGAGCCAGCCUCCUUGGGCUCAAAUCCCAACUCAGUUGCAUACUGCCCAUCUCCUCGGGCAGUCACUUCCCCGGUGAUUCUCAGGUCCCUCAUCUGUAAAAUGGCAAUAAUAAUAGUACUUCACAAGAUGACUUCACAGAGCCUGCCAUGUUAUUCUGUGAUGCUUUGACCAGGCCCUGUUCUGGGUAAUUUACAUGAGAAAAUAUAAUAUUAUCCUCUCUCCACAGAUGAGGAAACUGAGGCAUGGGAGGGGCGUUCCUUGUUUUAGACACAGAAUUAGGAAGUAAUUGAUUUCCUGUCUGUCCCUGCCCCCUGCCCAAUGAUACAUCAGCAAUAGCACUUACACCAAAGGCCCAUCUACUGAGCUGUUACCUCUCCCAAGCCCUAUGAAGGUGACAAGGGAUGGGCAUCUGAGCCAGGUCUUGACAGACAAAUGGGAAGGGCAUUCCAGACAGAAGGAACCAUGUAUGCAAAGGCCUGGAGGUAGGAAAGCGUGUUAGACAUCAGCUUCUGUGACAAGUGUGGAGUGAAUGGGGGAAGGAUAGUGGUGUAGUUGACAUGGGCCCCUCUUAAGUGUCUUUAAAUGAUCAGCUUGGGAAACAGCUUUUUUCUUGAGGACACUAGAGAAUCAUGGCAGGGUUUCUACCAGAACAGGGUCAUGGUUGGGUUUGUGCCUUAAGAAAUCCCCCAGCUUUUCUGUGGAUGUAGAUGAGAGGGGGAGACAAAAGCUGGGUGCCCAGGGAAGGCUAUGGCAGGAACAAAGCAGAAGAUCAUGGCGCUGGACAGAGCCAACAGGAGGGGGUACAGGUGGAAGGAUGCUCAGAAGGCCAAGUGGACAGGCCAUAGGCCUUAUAUACUUGGGGUGGGGAACAAGGCCAUGGAAAGGUGCAAGGGAUGGUCAACUGCAAUCGAGAUGGGGGCCUUGGAGAAAGAACAGGUUUGAGGGAAGAUGCUGAGACUAGUUUGGAACAUGGUGAGUGUGAGGGGCUAAAGACACCCAGAGGAAGAUAUCAGGAGGCCACAGAGCCCCCAGGGCUGGGGCUCAGAGUAGUUGAGGCUGGAGACAGAUGCUGGAACCAAGGCCAUGAGGUAGGAGUGAAGAGAAGACCAGCCUUGAGAAAUCAGCCUAAGGAUAUUUAUAUUUUGUAUCAGUAAGGAAAGAUUUGGGCAGUGGGUAACAAAAUCCAGAAUGGCACGAGGUGAAACAAUGAGAUGAGUGUAUAUUGCACAUCACCAGGGUUGGGGAGAGCUCUAGGCAUGAUACAGUGACAGUUCCAGGAGAGUCUUGGACCCCAGGUUCCCUCUCUGCUCUGCCACCCUCAGCUGAAUGUUUGGCUCCCACAUGGACUCCCCUUAUGGCCCCAAAGUGGCUGCUGCAGGCCCAGGCAUCACAAGCAGAUGUGGUAAUUUUUAGUACAAGAAGAGAGUGGCAUCUUUUUCCAUGCUGUCUCUGGAAUCAAGAAAAUCUUUUCCUGAAGCCUCCCAGCAGACUUCCUCUUCCAUCUCAUUGGCCAAAAUUGCCUCACAUGCCCAUCCUGAGCCAAUCAUUGGCUUGAGGAAUUUAGGAUUAGCUUAGAUUCUUCAGGAUUCCCCCUGUUCCCCAGAACUGAGGCUGGGGGUAAGGUUUCAGCUUGGAGGCUGGUGAAUACUUGAAUGAAAUUGGGCUUCUAUUAGAAAGGCCGAAGAGUGGGAGGAUGGGUAGAUAUUGAUUAACAAAUCAGCCAAGGCCAUCAUGUAUAAUUAUGCAUGUUGGGACCUACAUAAGCGAUGCCUGACUGGCAGGGUGGACACAAAUAGGGUCUGAAGUUCAAGGCUAAAUAUGCCAAAAGGAGGCUUCUUUUUCUAAGUAAAGGCCCCAUAUGGUGAGCAGUGUCCCUUCAACCAAUGUCCUCAUACUAGAGAGAAGAGUUUACAAAGAAGACAGAAAAGGAGUUCCAGAGAGGAGUAGGAAAACCAGGAGGGUGGGGAGUAUUGGUAAGAGAAGGAGAGUAUUUUAGGAAGGGAGAAGUCAACAUUGUCAAAUCAUGCUAAAAAGGCACACAAGAUUGUUUUAAUAAUAGUAAUAGAAAACACAUAUAGGAUUUACUAUGAGCUAGGCACUGCUCCAAGCCCUUGAUACAUAAUUUAUUUACCCCUCUUAUCAACUGUUAGAUACAUUCUCACCACAUUUUAUAGUUGAGGAAAGGAGGCCCAGAGAGAUCAAAUAAUUUGUCCAAGGUCACACAGAAGUGCAAAAUGGAUUUGAGCAAGGUUUUGAUUGGUCACCUUGUCCCAUGGGAGUUCAGAAACACCUACUGUCGAGCUCUUUCUCAGUCUCACAGUCUUCUGUCUCCUCACCAUGCUAAAGUCAGCAGCUCGCGGGGAGGCAGUUGUUUCUCCCCUUCUUGAAAAAGAAACCAGACCUUGUUCAGUUGAAGACAUUUUUAAAAAGGUGCAUGCCGCCCUAGCUGGCUUGGCUCAGUGGAUAGAGCUUCAACCUGC
This is a messenger RNA of Myotis brandtii (Brandt's bat), 4747 nucleotides long. RefSeq names its product potassium channel, two pore domain subfamily K, member 6 (gene KCNK6). The transcript is spliced from 4 exons. Gene Ontology annotation, molecular function: potassium ion leak channel activity. Bases 690 to 1229 code for a protein of 179 amino acids. The record is from RefSeq and is a predicted model, not a curated record. Gene Ontology annotation, biological process: stabilization of membrane potential; potassium ion transmembrane transport. NCBI's taxonomy places the organism in Eukaryota, Metazoa, Chordata, Mammalia, Chiroptera, Vespertilionidae. Gene Ontology annotation, cellular component: membrane.